Messenger RNA from Coffea arabica (coffee), 1054 nucleotides. RefSeq lists its product as uncharacterized. The record is from RefSeq and is a predicted model, not a curated record. Lineage: Eukaryota; Viridiplantae; Streptophyta; Magnoliopsida; Gentianales; Rubiaceae.
AAAUCAAAGUUCACCUCUCCACUUCCUCUAAGCAUAAUAUUCCGCACAUAACAGCACACGAGCACUGACUUCUGUCUCUGUCUUUUCUCCAUUUCUACUUCCCUGUUACACCUGCACACGAGCACCUGGAAAAUGGGAACACCUGGAACUUCCCCUCUCUGUCGGAAAAUGGGAAAUAAGCUUACCAUCCUAGAAAACAGGACUUGGUUUAACAUAGAAAUCAAGAUGUGGGUGGAUGUCUCUAGACCUGAUAGGUUCAAGAAAAUUGUUAGGAUCGAACCAGGCAGAUCUAUAAGAGUAAAGGCCUCAACUUUCAACAGCGAUGAUCAGGGCAGUGUUGAACAUGCCCUCCUGCUGGUUUGUGCAAAUGGAAGUUGGACAGGAAAAUACAUUCUUCCUCAGGACUUGUUCGCUUGGGCGGCAGUCUUCUGCGACAGUAACCGACACGGUCAAGUCAUUCUUCAGACUCAAGUCAAGGAUGUCCUUUUUGAACCUGUUCGCAAAACUCAAGAUGCCAUGUUCUUUAUAAAUACUCCUAAUGGUAUGUGGAUGCCAUGUGGACCAAAGCAAUCAGGUGCUGUCCAGAUAACUAUGCCGGUAAAGGACUUGCUGUUAAGAAUGUUAACUGAGAGUAUUUCAGAUUAAUGUCCAUGCAGAUAAUCCCACCUCCGAUAUCUAAAAUAGACUUUGACAAAGUGUUGGCAAGACAGAGGCCAACAGUGAGCAAAGCUGACCUUGAGGUGCAUGAGAGAUUCACCAAUGAGUUUGGAGAGGAAGGUUGAGAGAAAGGAUGCAUUGGACGUGCUAUUUAUGCGACUUCCUCUCAUUUGUAUUCUAUAUGAACUUUGUGCUGAUUGUACGAGCCUCUUUCGGAGGAAAGAUACAUGGCUUUGCCUUUCUAUUCGCAAGAAGUGAACUCUGAUACUUCCAAUAUCAAUGUAUUUUUUUUGUUAAUGUCAAAAAGAUGAGCAUGAAUGUUGCCUCAAUAAUUGCGGUUUGCCUCUGGAUAUUUUUGUAUCUCUUUUCUGGUAAAUAUCUGACAUAGUUCUUUAGU